AACGGCGCCCUGCUAUCUGCAGCCGAGUUCAAUUGGGGUUGAACGGGCAUCAUGUAGGCCAAUCCGGGAGUGAAACCCAGGACCGUAAGCCUGCUGCCUGAGGUUACCUUUCAUUUUUGUUCUUGGAUGUAUUUAGAUGAGCUCAAGAUGAUCUCAUUAAUCUGUUUCGCGAUGCUUCUUCCUGAAGUGGCUCACUCUGCUCAGGGUCAUUAUGCCCAGAAGCUCCUGAAUGAUUUGAUGGAGAAUUACUCCAGUGCCCUGCGGCCAGUGGAGGACACAGACAGAGCCCUCAACGUUACCUUACAGAUCACCCUCUCUCAGAUCAAAGACAUGGAUGAAAGGAACCAGGUGCUGAUCGCCUACCUGUGGAUCAGGCAGACGUGGCACGAUGCUUAUCUGAAGUGGAAUAAAGAGGACUACGACGGCCUGGAUGUCAUCCACAUCCCCAGCAGCCUGGUGUGGAGGCCCGACCUUGUCCUCUAUAACAAAGCUGACGAUGACUUCUCAGGGCCGAUGGACACCAAUGUGAAACUGCGCUACAAUGGAGAGAUAACCUGGGACGCUCCCGCCAUCACCAAGAGCUCCUGUGUCGUGGACGUCUCCUACUUCCCCUUCGACAGCCAGGAAUGUAACCUCACCUUUGGCUCCUGGACCUACAAUGGCAACCAGGUUGACAUCAUUAUGGGCAUGGACAGCGGUGACCUGUCAGACUUUGUGGAAAAUGUAGAGUGGGAGUGCCACGGGAUGCCAGCCACCAAGAAUGUCAUAAUGUACGGCUGUUGCUCCGACCCGUAUCCAGACAUCACCUACACAGUGCUCCUGCAGCGCCGCUCCUCCUUUUACAUCUUCAACCUCCUCCUCCCCUGCUUCCUCAUCUCCUUCUUGGCUCCUUUGGGUUUCUACCUGCCUGCAGACUCCGGGGAGAAGGUUUCCCUCGGGGUGACGGUUCUUCUGGCUCUGACUGUGUUUCAACUAAUGGUGGCUGAGAGCAUGCCCCCCUCAGAGAGUGUGCCCCUUAUAGGGAAGUACUACAUUGCCACCAUGACCAUGGUCACUGCCUCCACAUCGCUCACUAUCUUCAUCAUGAACAUUCACUUCUGUGGUGCGGAGGCCAAACCAGUUCCACACUGGGCUAAAGUCCUCAUCAUCGACUACAUGUCCAAGAUUUUCUGUGUUUACGAAGUGGGCGAGAACUGUGCAUCUGCGUCCUCGUCUUCUUCUCACUCCACCCAGGAUGAAUUCCGUCACCAGCAAAUCAACUCUCACAAUUAUGCGAAUGGUAAACCUGGGAAACACAGCAACCGAGAGGACCGGCACAGUCACAGAUACCCCAGACCUCAGACUCCCAAACCGCAACAGCAACACAGAGUGAGAGUCCAGCACCACAUCACCAGAGAGGAGAACAGCCACCUCUCCAGUUUUGCACCUGGAAAGUAUGAAAGCGUUAAUGGUAAAAUCCCUAUGAGUGACUACUUUAAAGAGGACCAGAAGGUGCCGUGUUAUCCUGAGGACCACAAGAUUCCCUGCUGCCCUGAAGACAAAAAGCCUCCACCUCAAGGCCCCACUGUCACAUUCGGCCCCUGUGUGUUCUGCAGCCAUGGCAGUGGCAUCCCUGGUGUGGACACCAAACUGGUGCGCAAUGUUGAGUAUAUUGCAAACUGUUUUAGAGAGCAGAGGGCCACAUGCGCCAAAGGGGCGGAAUGGAAGAAGAUAGCUAAGGUGAUGGACAGGUUCUUCAUGUGGAUUUUCUUCAUCAUGGUUUUCCUCAUGAGCAUCCUCAUCAUUGGAAAGGCACCGUGAAAAAGCAGUGAUGCUACAGAUUUUUUAACAAUAUUUGACUCAGUGAACACUUUUUGGUCAAAUGCAAAAAGUCAAAAGGUGUAUUUUCAUUUUUUUUUAAAUAAACAUUGAAACAUACUGUAUAUGAACUUUAUCUGUCGAUCUUACUAUAUUGUAGAUUACA
This is a messenger RNA of Stegastes partitus (bicolor damselfish), 1963 nucleotides long. RefSeq names its product neuronal acetylcholine receptor subunit alpha-9-II. The coding region runs from base 127 to 1800 and encodes 557 amino acids. Gene Ontology annotation, molecular function: acetylcholine-gated monoatomic cation-selective channel activity; transmembrane signaling receptor activity. Gene Ontology annotation, cellular component: postsynaptic membrane. NCBI's taxonomy places the organism in Eukaryota, Metazoa, Chordata, Actinopteri, Pomacentridae. Gene Ontology annotation, biological process: monoatomic ion transmembrane transport. The transcript has 6 exons. The record is from RefSeq and is a predicted model, not a curated record.